Molecule: messenger RNA, 1014 nt
Organism: Phytophthora sojae
Lineage: Eukaryota; Oomycota; Peronosporomycetes; Peronosporales; Peronosporaceae
Exons: 2
Coding region: 1-1014 (337 amino acids)
Source: RefSeq, a predicted model, not a curated record
AUGGUAGGCCCGGCCGGCAAAACCCCACGGCACCAGCUAACGGAACACGAGCGGCGCCUGUGCCUCGAGGCACUGCUGAGCGACCGCCACGAACGCCGCGUGCGUCGUGCGCAGCCGAAGACGGGUGAUGGAGCUGCGGGGGCAGCGAGGGCUGCGAAGCGUACGACAGCGGCGAUGGAGGUCGCCGAGUCAAAAGGCGAUGCCCCUGCGCGGCCAAGAGCCAAGGGUAAGGAGGAGGCGAGCGCUACGGCUGUUGCUGAGGCCAAGGAGACGACGGGCAAGAAGGCAACGAAGGCCAAGGACGCAGCAGCCGAGCCCAAAGAGACUGCGACGAAGAAGAAGGCAGCGGCGAAGCCGCUUGCGCCCCGCAAGACGAAGGAGGCGGUUAAGGCAACGCGGACCAAGUCGAAGGCUGCGGCUAAGUCGCCACCGUCCAGCCAGAAGAAAGCCGCGGCCAAGUCACCGGCGACCGGCAAGAAGAGGGCGGCGGCUAAGCCUCCGGCGUCCAGAAUGAAGAAGAAGGCGGCGAAGAAGACGUCGGGCAAGUCGUCGUCAUCGACCAUGAAGAAGACGACGAAGGAGGUCGGUGACAGCCCCGCGGCCACGGUGGGGCAAGAAGCAGCUCAUGCAGUUGAAGCCGCCGUCGGUGAGGUCCUCGCUGACAUCGUCGGCUCUAUCGCUAUUACCACGAACCCCAGCACGCCUAUUCGGACGCCGUUACCUGCAGAGCAGACUGCGCUAACGUCGAACGCGGGGAAGCGGAAACGGGGAUCAUCCUCUUCAUCUCGCAAACGCCGCCGCGGCAUCCAUGAAAGUCACAUCGAGCCAAUGGACGACGGGCGCAGUGGUGAAGAGAGCAGCGACGGUGGUAGCAAUGGAGGAGACGAUGAGCCCUACGUCCCACCCUGUGUCGUCGAUGCAGACCCUAACUUGAUGGAGGAAGGGGCCGACCGCUAUACCGGCCUGAACUCGGAUGAGGAUCCUGACAUCCGCAUCCAACAUACGUGGUCGUAA